GGAAUCGCAAAUAGUCAUAACCUGUUCCUGGUGGACAAUAUGGCCAUCGUUCUCUCGUUCGCUCGGGGUAGGUGCAAGAACUAUGUGGUGCUGCAGCAGAUCCGACGUUUUCGUGCUCUCUGUCUUAUUCACAACAUCCGUCCACAUUUCCGCUGGAUCAAGUCUGAGUUCAACCCGGCGGACGCGCCUUCCAGAGAUGGAGGCGAGCCGGGGCCGCAGCGCAGCCACUGCCAGGUAGAGGGCCGCGGCCAAGCGGACCGCCCGCCUGGGGCCGCCCAGGCCAGCGGCGGCCGGGUCCGCGCCCACUCUGGACUGCGCCCUCCUGCGCACGGGCCGCCGCCUGCGGCUGGGCAGAGCCAGGCUGUCGGCCGGCGGGCGCUGGGCAUAUCGGCUCCCAUGCUGCUGCGCCAGUGGCCGGUGCCGAAGCCGGGGAGCCUGUCGGUGGAGGUGGUCGUGACAGGGCCCCUGUUCGUCGCCGCGCGCGCGGAGGCCGGUGCCGGCCAGGACCGCGGCGAGGUGGCAGUGGCCGCGGAGAGCGCGGACAGCAACGACCUGGACGCCGUCGCGAGAUGCGAGCGGGGGCGCUCCAAGUACCUGAUGGACGCCCGGCGCGCCAUGGGCCAGCUGGGCGCCCUGCGCGAGUUGGAGGUCGGGCAGCCGAAGACCAGGGAGUACUACUACCUCCCGCUGGAUGGGACGCUGUGCAUCCUCAAGGCAGAGCUGUUCCUGUCCGAACAACCGGCGAAUGUUGGCCGGCUCUCGCUCCCGCGCCUCCUGUGCUACCUGGGGCCUUCCAAGCUGCUCGGCGUGAAGGGCGGGCACUUUGUGGCGUCGGUGGGGGGCGUGUCCCGCCACUGGAGCCGGCUGCUGGCGCCAGAGGAGCUGGGCAUCCCGACCAAGGUGGGCGCGGUCAACGACGGCCUCCAGCUAGGCACGAUGGAGCCGAAGUGGCUGGACGUGGUGUGGCGGGGGCUCAGCGCCGCGCCAGCGACGCAGCGGGUCUGCCCGUUCAGCUACCAGGACCUGUCGGCCGACGUGCAGACUGUCAGUGUCACGCGGGGCUGGAGGCUAGUUCCCUACCAGCAUCGUCACGACAAAGCUUCGCACGACAGGCAGCGGCAGCUACGGGGCCUCCCAGAGGUGAUGAUGCGGGACCAAGGGCGGAAGUUCAAGUCGGUCACCAGGUACCCUGAG
Molecule: messenger RNA, 1194 nt
Organism: Prorocentrum cordatum
Lineage: Eukaryota; Dinophyceae; Prorocentrales; Prorocentraceae
Source: the annotation of a GenBank genome assembly